Chrysoperla carnea is the source of this 2063-nucleotide messenger RNA. RefSeq names its product xenotropic and polytropic retrovirus receptor 1-like. The record is from RefSeq and is a predicted model, not a curated record. The coding region runs from base 1 to 2025 and encodes 674 amino acids. Gene Ontology annotation, cellular component: plasma membrane; Golgi apparatus; cytoplasm. The transcript is spliced from 11 exons. Lineage: Eukaryota; Metazoa; Arthropoda; Insecta; Neuroptera; Chrysopidae. Gene Ontology annotation, molecular function: inositol hexakisphosphate binding. Gene Ontology annotation, biological process: cellular response to phosphate starvation; phosphate ion transport.
AUGAAAUUUGCUGAACAUUUAACUGCGCAUAUAACACCUGAAUGGCGUAAACAAUAUAUCAGUUAUGAGGAAAUGAAAGCAUUGUUAUAUGCUGCCGUAGAGCAAGCACCAUCAGCUGAAGCAGUUGAACCAGAGAUAAUUACACGUUAUUUUGCAAAAUUUGAUGAACAAUUUUUUCAUUAUUGUGAUAAAGAAUUGGCAAAAAUAAAUACAUUUUACUCUGAAAAAUUAGCGGAAGCAACAAGAAAAUAUGCAGGUUUACAAAAUGAAUUAAGUGAAGCAUUAGAUGCUGAAUUCAAAGGAAAAGAAAGUAAAUAUAAGCGCAAAAAUUUAUUAAAAAGGCGAAAUGUACCAAUUAAAAAAUUACAAGAACUUAAACUGGCUUUUAGUGAAUUUUAUCUCAGUCUUAUUUUAUUACAAAAUUAUCAAAAUCUUAACUACACAGGUUUUAGGAAAAUACUCAAAAAACAUGAUAAGUUAUUGUCGGUUGAUAAUGGAGCAAAAUAUAGGCAAGAAAAUGUUGAUACGUCACAUUUUUUUGUUAAUAAAGAUAUUGAUCGAAUUAUUCGAGAAACAGAAUCCGCUGUCACACAAGAUCUUGAAGGCGGAGAUCGACAACGUGCAAUGAAACGAUUACGUGUACCUCCAUUAGGUGAACAACAAAGUCCUUGGACAACGUUUAAAGUUGGUCUUUUUUCUGGAGCCUUAGUAAUUUUACUUGUCGUAGUUUUUAUUUCUGCAAUUUUCCACAAAGGACGAGACGAUUGGAGAAUUGUAUGUCGAUUAUAUCGUGGUCCAUUGCUUAUCAUUGAAUUUAUGUUUUUAUGGGGUAUAAAUGUAUACGGUUGGCGUUCAUCGGGUGUAAAUCAUGUUUUAAUAUUCGAAUUAGAUCCUCGCAAUCAUUUAUCAGAACAGCAUAUAAUUGAAAUGGCGGCCAUAUUUGGUGUUAUAUGGUCAUUAAGUGUUCUAUGUUUCCUAUAUAGUUACAAUCUAUCAAUACCGCCAUAUAUGAAUCCACUAGUUUUGUAUACAUUAAUGUUGGCAUUUUUAAUAAAUCCAACCAAAACAUUUAGAUAUGAAGCUCGAUUUUGGACUUUACGUGUUCUGGGUCGAGUUAUAAGUGCCCCAUUUUGUUAUGUUCGUUUUGCUGACUUUUGGUUUGCAGAUCAAUUAAAUAGUCUCGUACCCGCAUUUUUAGAUUUACAAUAUUUCGUAUGUUUUUAUAUUUCAAAUAGAGAUUUAUAUGUUGCCAACGACGCUCAUCAGUGUGUUGAUAAACUAUUUUAUUUACGACCGCUUGUUGCAUGCCUACCGGCGUGGUUUCGUUUAGCACAAUGCCUUCGACGUUAUCGUGACUCCCGUGAAGCAUUUCCACAUUUAGCUAAUGCCGUAAAAUAUGCGACCACAUUUUUUGUUGUACUAUUUUCAUCACUUAAUUUAACACAUAAUGAAAAAAAAUAUCUUACGGAUGAAGACAAUCCAUAUUUUCAUAUGUGGGUAGUAGCUUCCAUAAUCAGUUCAUGCUAUUCAUACACAUGGGACAUCAAAUUAGAUUGGGGAUUAUUUGAUCCGAAAGCUGGAGACAAUCGAUUUUUACGAGAAGAAAUUGUAUAUUCAUCGACGGGUUUCUAUUAUUUUGGAAUUGUUGAAGAUCUUCUAUUACGUUUCGCAUGGGCACUGUCUAUGUCACUUACGGAAAUGGGCUAUAUUCAUGCCGAUUUGAUGGUGACAAUAAUAGCACCUUUAGAAGUUUUUAGACGCUUUAUAUGGAAUUUUUUUCGUUUGGAAAAUGAACAUUUAAACAAUUGUGGUAAGUUUCGUGCCGUACGUGAUAUAUCCGUAGCUCCGAUGCAUAGUUCCGAUCAAGCACAAAUAUUACGCAUGAUGGACGAAGCUGAUGGUGUUGUCAAUAGACGAAGUAAAAAUGGAAAAAAUAAUGGUAAGAAAAAAGAUGAACAACGCUUAACUUUAGAAGAAUCAGCAAAGUGGCCAAUCAAUUAUUUUAGUAGAGGUGUAAUCAACUGAGAAAAAUAUUGUAGCCAUAUUUUUGAUUAAACCUUCAG